Molecule: messenger RNA, 798 nt
Organism: Candida dubliniensis CD36
Lineage: Eukaryota; Fungi; Ascomycota; Pichiomycetes; Serinales; Debaryomycetaceae
Gene: ATO2
Product: Ato2p
Exons: 1
Coding region: 1-798 (265 amino acids)
Cellular component (GO): plasma membrane
Molecular function (GO): acetate transmembrane transporter activity
Source: RefSeq, a predicted model, not a curated record
AUGACGUCUUCAUCUUCUCAAAAAUCCGUUGGAUCUUCAAACAUAGAUGCAGACCAAGCACCAAUCAAAAAAGUACAAAUUGCUGGAGAUGGUGGUGAAUUUGUUAUUAUCAACCGUCACAAGUACUACAGACAUGACUUGAUGGCAGCUUUCGGUGGUACUUUGAACCCAGGUGCUUCUCCUUGGCCAAAGAUCAAUAUCAACCCUGCACCUCUCGGUUUGUGUGGGUUUGCCAUGAGCACAUUUGUCUUAUCCCUCUACAAUGCACAAGCUAUGGGUAUCAAAAUUCCUAAUGUGGUUGUUUCACUUGCAUGUUUCUAUGGAGGUGCAGCUCAAUUUCUUGCUGGAUGUUUUGAGUUUAUUACUGGGAAUACAUUUGGUAUGACUGCAUUAACAUCUUACGGGGCUUUCUGGUUGAGUUAUGCUGCCAUCUUGAUUGAUAAUUUUGGUAUUGUCGCCGCUUAUGAAGCUUCUGAAGAAACAGCUCCACAAUUGGCAAACGCUAUUGGAUUUUUCUUACUUGCGUGGGCUAUCUUUACGUUUAUGUUGUGGUUGAAUACAUUGAAAUCUACUGUCACUUUUAGUUCCUUGUUUUUCUUGUUGUUUGUAACAUUCCUUUUGUUAGCUGGUGGUGAAUUUAGUGGGAAAGUUGGUGUCACAAGAGCUGGUGGUGUUUUUGGUGUGAUUACAGCCAUUGUUGCUUGGUGGAAUGCCUUGGCCGGUACGGCUACUCCAACCAACUCUUACUUCCAACCUGUUUCUAUUCCGUUGCCAGGUAACGUUGUAUUUAAGAAAUAG